UGGAUCUGGUAGGAAUAGGUUGUUGUCGUUCUUCUUCGAAGAGGAUGUCAAAGGAGUACUCUUGUUGUUCGUCCUGUUGGAAACACUGAGUCUUCUUCAGAAGCAAACCCUAGCAUAAAAAAAAAAUAGAAAAUCAAUCCCAAUUCAUGAGAAUCAAGUGGCAGCAAUAGGAAUCAAUUCCGGUUACAUGCAAUCCCAGUGAUGGCAAAUCUUUCGGUGGAAGUAAUCACCGAAAUCCUGUCUCGUCUGCCGGUGAAGUCAGCGUUGCAGCUCCGCUCCACCUGCAACUGGUGGCGCUCCCUCAUCGACACCAUCCACUUCAUCCUAUUCCACCUCAGCAAAUCCCACACCACCCUCAUUCUCCGUCAUCGCUCCCACCUUUACACCGUCAACCCUCAAUCCCUCAAGAAACCCCUCGAAAUCACUCACCCUCUCAUGUGCUACAGCAACAACAUCAAGGUUCUCGGUUCUUGCAACAACCUCAUCUAUAUCUCCAACGUCGCCGACAUCGCCUUAUGGAACCCUCACCUCCGCAAGCACCGGAUUCUCCCCGCUGACUGCUUCAACUGCCCGAAAUCUUCCCUCUUUGCAGCCCGCAUCCAUGGCUUCGGCCACGAUCCCGCCUCCAAUGACUACAAGCUCGUCAGCAUUACUUACUUUGUCGAUCUCCACAAUCGCACCUUCGAUUCCCAGGUCCAACUCUACACACUCAAAUUCGACGCCGGGAAAAACCUCCCUAACAUGCCCUACGCCCUCUACUACGCGCAAACCAUGGGCGUCUUGGUCGGCGGUGCCCUUCACUGGGUCAUUACUCGCAAACUCGAACCUGACCAACCCGAUCUCAUAAUCACCUUUGACCUCACGUGCGAGAGCCUUCAUGAAGUUGAACUCCCUGCAACCCUGAAAGGAAAUUUCGAUAUGGAGGUGGCUCUGUUGGGAGGGGACCAAAUUGAUCAACUUGGAAAUACAGAGACCUACUUGAAGAAAAACAGCAAAAAUAGAAAUUACUGA
Molecule: messenger RNA, 1011 nt
Organism: Vigna radiata var. radiata (mung bean)
Lineage: Eukaryota; Viridiplantae; Streptophyta; Magnoliopsida; Fabales; Fabaceae
Product: F-box protein CPR30-like
Exons: 2
Coding region: 202-1011 (269 amino acids)
Molecular function (GO): protein binding
Source: RefSeq, a predicted model, not a curated record